This is a messenger RNA of Penicillium cinerascens, 1194 nucleotides long. Its product is annotated as RNA-binding protein. Gene Ontology annotation, molecular function: mRNA binding. Gene Ontology annotation, cellular component: mRNA cleavage and polyadenylation specificity factor complex. NCBI's taxonomy places the organism in Eukaryota, Fungi, Ascomycota, Eurotiomycetes, Eurotiales, Aspergillaceae. The transcript is spliced from 3 exons. Gene Ontology annotation, biological process: mRNA alternative polyadenylation. Bases 1 to 1194 code for a protein of 397 amino acids. The record is from RefSeq and is a predicted model, not a curated record.
AUGGCUACGGAAGAUGAUAACUUCGAUAUUGACAUCUAUGGGGAUGGGGGCAAUGAGCAGGGAGACCAGAAUCACGACGACUCAGAGCUCGUACUAGACGCCCCGGAGACGGCACCGCAAAACCCUCCUCACUCCGCACCCCAGAACCAGAACACGCCUCAGGCGCCUGCGCAAAGUUCGACACAAACAAAGCCUCAACCCCAACCCGUUCCUUCCACGAAUGGAGACCACAACAUGCCGCAACACCAGCCCCCUCACCAGGACGCCCCGGCGCCUCAACAAGGUGUGAAGCGCAAGGAAUAUGACGAUCGCCCUACCGAUGAAGCAGCCACCACGGCUUUGCUGAUUUCGGAUCUCUUCUGGUGGACAACGGACGAUGACGUCCGUGGUUGGGCUGUCGACGCUGGCUGCGAGCUCGAGCUUAAGGACGUGACCUUCAGCGAACACAAGGUUAACGGAAAGAGUAAAGGUCAAGCAUUUGUGGAAUUUACCACUCCCCAAGCUGCCACAGCUGUAAAGCACAAGAUCGAAGAAGCCGGCCAAACAGGCCGGAAAUAUAUGGUCAACUACACCAACCCUCAUACCAACCCCUUCCGAACCCUCCCUAAGGAUGCACCAAUGCGCAAAGAUGGCAACCGGGGGCCCGGCGCUGGCUUCAAUGCCGGCGGCAAUAAUAUGAACUACGGCAUGAAUAACAACAUGGGCGGUGGUGGCUUCCGCGGCCGCGGUGGCUACAACAACCGAGGCAACUUCAACCGAGGAGGCAUGAACAACUUCAACCAAAUGGGCGGCUUCCAAGGCGGUGCUGCACCGGGGAACAUGAUGGGCGGUUUCCAGGGCGGGCCCAUGGGCGGCGGCGGAAUGCAAAACUACGGCUUCAACAACCGGGGGGGCAUGAUGGGCGGAGGCAUGCGCGGUGGACCUGGAGGCAUGCGCGGCGGCCGGGGAGGAAACAUGGGCGGGAACAUGAUGGGCAUGCCUGGGAUGAACCCGAUGGGUGGCAUGGGCAUGAACCCUAUGGCUGGCGGUAUGAAUCCGAUGAUGGGCGGCAUGGGCGGAAACAUGGGCAUGCAGGGUCAAGGUUUCCAAGGUCCCAACCCUGCAUUCAAUCAGGGCUUCUUCAAUAACCAGGGAGCUGGCGGUGGUGACGCAUCGUGGAACCCUCACGGUGCGAAACGCAGUCGACAGGAGUAA